Molecule: messenger RNA, 354 nt
Organism: Lactuca virosa
Lineage: Eukaryota; Viridiplantae; Streptophyta; Magnoliopsida; Asterales; Asteraceae
Source: the annotation of a GenBank genome assembly
AUGGUUCCAUCUGGAAGCUACAUCCCCCUCUUCCUCUUCUUUCUCUCUUCAUCUGCAUCCACUACUCUCACAGGUUUCGUUUCCAUAGAUUGUGCAAAUCAGACUUUCCAUGACCCACUUGCUUCUGAAAACCUCAACUCCCUUUUCAAAAGCCUUGUUUCUCGAUCAUCCACCACUAAUUUCUACAAAACAACCUCCGGUGAGAAUAACCAGUCCAUUUCCGGCUUCUACCAGUGCCAUUUUGACUUGUCGAAGAUAAAUUGCAGCAGGUGCAUAACAGAACUCAUGCACUCUAUCCAAAAAAUGUGCAAGACAAACACAUUGGCCGCUCGAGUCCAGCUUAAUGGAUGUUAG